This is a messenger RNA of Betta splendens (Siamese fighting fish), 2501 nucleotides long. It is a transcript of the gene esco2, whose product is annotated as establishment of sister chromatid cohesion N-acetyltransferase 2. The transcript has 14 exons. Gene Ontology annotation, molecular function: protein-lysine-acetyltransferase activity. Gene Ontology annotation, cellular component: nucleus; chromatin. Gene Ontology annotation, biological process: mitotic sister chromatid cohesion. NCBI's taxonomy places the organism in Eukaryota, Metazoa, Chordata, Actinopteri, Anabantiformes, Osphronemidae. Bases 173 to 2098 code for a protein of 641 amino acids. The record is from RefSeq and is a predicted model, not a curated record.
UUUCCGUUUCCGGUUUUUGGUUGGGCCGUCCCUCCAAAGUCUGGCGCGCUGUUUAAAACACACAGGAGAAACGCGGGUAGAAGAAGCAGCAGAACCGCAAGAAACUCAAAUUUUGAGCCAGCGUUGAUUGUUUCGUGUUGCUAGACAAAAACAUCUUAGGUGAAGUCUAAAAAUGAUUCCCACUACCAGGAAGAGAAAACUCCCCUCUCUGGACUCUGACAGCCAUCCGGCCAAGAAGGGGGCGAGGAGGGAACUGUCUCCUGUGAAAAGUGUGAAGUCUCCUAGAAAAAAGCCACCAGGACGCGUAGACAAGCAGAACUGCCCGUCGCCUCUGAAGCCUUCCAUAGUUACCAACUCCUUCUAUGGCAAACAGAAGACAGUCUAUCUUACUCCACUAGAGAGGAAGGCGAUUAAGGACUCUCUGCCUUCUCCUCCAUCUGUUCCUCGUCCUCCCUCUGAGGCCAAAGAGCCAGACGAGAAUAAAAAGAAAUCUGUAAAAAGGGGCAACAAGAUGAAGAAGGUGUCUGCUGGAUCCAAUAAUAAGGGGAACAGGAGUAUUAAAAACCUAUCUUCUGUAAAGACCAUCAAGCUGUCAAAACUAAACAGCAGUGUCGCUACAUCAGAAUCCAGUACAGCUGUGUCUUCUGCCAACGUCACCAAGCCUGCAGAUCCCAAGAAAGUAAUUACCAUCACUUUCAGCAACCUGAAGCCCAAGCCCAAGAUCUUUGUUGGAGCUGCAUUCUUUGGUACAGGGAAGAAACCUUCAUCCAUGUACAAGAAAUCCACACCGAAAUCCUCGACCAGGCCAGCUUCAGCCCAGGAGAAAAGCAAGACUGCACCAUCUCAGGUGAAAAGUGAGAAGUCCAAGCUGCUGCAGCAACCACAGAGGCCUGAAUCUGCGAUGAACCAGCCACAGACACAACCUGGAAAGACUGCUGGUCAAGUGACUGACACAGACAAGAAGCAUCUAUCAACUAAGAAGCAAGUAACGUUUGAUCCAACAGACUGGAUGGACUCAGUAAAUGAAAAGCAUGAAUCUCUGACGCCAUCAAGCUCUCCCAAAGUGGUGAAGGAGAAUCACGUGAUAAUGAAGGAGCUGUCGGUCGUGCUAAUAAGGACUCCACCUAAAGCCACAUCCAUCAGUGCUCAGGAUGAUUCAUUGACAGACAGCCCUGAGCCUGUGUUUGACCCGAGUGAUGUGAGCCCCACCAGCGCUGCCUCCAGCCCCCCUAAUGAACCUGCAGCAGUGUAUCCCAUAUUUGGUUCUGCGUCCAAGAGACUGAGGAACUCUCCUCGACUGAAUCCUCCUGUGUCCUCCGCUUCUGGCCCGGUGGCCUCACUGCAGUCUUCUGCUGUGAAAGAGCGGGCUCUUCGCAGGAGAAAGGAGAAACAGGACAAUGACCAGCUCAUAAUUGACGCCGGUCAGAAGCAGUUCGGAGCAGCGACCUGCAGCUCGUGUGGCAUGGUGUACAGCACAGACAACCCAGAGGACAAUUUCCAGCACACCCAGUUCCACCAGCGUUUCCUCGAAUCCAUUAGAUUUGUGGGUUGGAAGAAGGAGCGGAUGGUGGCAGAGUUCUGGGAUGGAAAAAUUCUCCUGGUGAUGCCAGAUGAUCCCAAAUACGCCAUAAGAAAGGCUGAUGAGGUGCGUCGUGUAGCGGAUAAUGAGUUGGGUUUCCAGCAGGUGACUCUGAGCAGCCCCUCCAAGGCCCAAACCUACCUGUUUAUUAACACGGAGCGCAUGGUGGUGGGAUGUCUCAUCGCUGAACCCAUACGGCAGGCUUACAGAGUCCUUGCGCAGCCGGAUCAACACAAGGACAUGACCAAGGAUGACUUCAUGGAGCGACACAGAGCCUGGUGCUGCUCCACCGUCCCAGAGGAAGCCCUGUGUGGGAUCAGCCGGAUCUGGGUGUUCAGUCAGGCCAGGCGGCACGGCAUCGCGACCCGCAUGCUGGACACUGUCAGGAGCACCUUCACAUAUGGGAGUCAUCUCACCAAGGAGGAAAUUGCCUUCUCUGACCCAACUCCUGACGGCAAACUGUUCGCAACCAAGUACUGCAACACACCAACGUUCCUGGUUUACAACUUUGUUGCAUGAAGCUUGUAUUAAACACACGGUACAGAUAUUAACAGAUGUUCAGGCAGGUGUUUAUUCCUUUUAAUAUGUAAAUAAGGGUUUUACGUGUUAACUAGGCUGCGUGUGUGUAUGAGCUACAGUUAUGCUUUAACUGUUAUGGAUGAAGUCAGCUUAGUGACUAGAGUUGAGUUGUUAUAAAGUAUUUAUACUCUGUGCUGCCUCGGUUCCAGUUCAAUGUUGUGUGUGUAUAUAAUAGCAGCAUUUUUACUUUUCCGAAGGAGGUAACCACUAGUGUUCAGAUUUGGUUCUAUUCAUCAACUGUUUUCUGAAGGAAAAUGUUUAGACGGUGCCCUGUUGAAAAGGGUCACAUGUCACUGUUAACAGGAUGUAAAGAUUUAAUAAAUACUUGCCUUUGUUUUAAAAA